This is a messenger RNA of Cyclopterus lumpus (lumpfish), 1765 nucleotides long. RefSeq names its product homeobox C4a (gene hoxc4a). Gene Ontology annotation, biological process: embryonic skeletal system morphogenesis; regulation of transcription by RNA polymerase II; anterior/posterior pattern specification. The record is from RefSeq and is a predicted model, not a curated record. Gene Ontology annotation, cellular component: nucleus. Gene Ontology annotation, molecular function: RNA polymerase II cis-regulatory region sequence-specific DNA binding; DNA-binding transcription factor activity, RNA polymerase II-specific. The transcript has 2 exons. The coding region runs from base 190 to 984 and encodes 264 amino acids. NCBI's taxonomy places the organism in Eukaryota, Metazoa, Chordata, Actinopteri, Perciformes, Cyclopteridae.
UGCCCACAAUGGCGACUGUAGGUAUGCAAAAUACCUCUGGUUCCUUAUCCGGGAACUACCUCUUACUCUGCUAUUGGGCCAUUGGGUCACGUGGUAAAAGUAACUUUACAGCGCUGCUCGCAAGUAGGAGGGCUUUAUGGAGCAGAAAAACGACAAAGCUAGAAAAAUUAUUUUCCACUCCAGAAAUUAAUGAUCAUGAGCUCGUAUUUGAUGGAGUCUAACUACAUUGAUCCGAAAUUUCCUCCAUGCGAGGAAUAUUCUCAAAAUAACUACAUCCCUGAGCAUAGUCCAGAAUUUUACAGCCGCGCAAGGGAGACUGGCUUCCAGCAUCACCAUCAGGAGUUAUAUCCUCCGCGGGCGAGCUACCAAGAGCGCCAGUAUAACUGUGCAAGCAUCCCUGAACCCGACACGCCAAGGGGACAUGGAGUACCCCAAUCUGCGCACCUGCUGACAGGGAAAGGGCAACCUGCUUCAUGUGAAACACCACAGUUGUCCAUGUCCCCCGCCACCCCACCGGCCGCAACCUCCGCCUGCAACCAAGCUACCCCGGAGCAUCCAAACAGCACAGCCUCCUCCAAGCAGCCCGUGGUUUACCCAUGGAUGAAGAAAAUUCAUGUCAGCACUGCGAACCCGGGUUACAAUGGGACGGAGUCCAAGCGGUCUAGGACAGCCUACACACGGCAGCAAGUCUUAGAAUUGGAGAAGGAAUUCCACUAUAACCGAUAUUUAACUCGGCGGAGGCGCAUCGAGAUCGCCCACACCCUGGUUCUAUCCGAGCGACAGAUUAAAAUCUGGUUUCAAAACCGCAGGAUGAAAUGGAAAAAGGAUCACAGGCUCCCGAACACCAAAGUGAGAUCCUCUUCCUCCUCCGGGUCCAACACAAGCUCAGCAGCCGGCGCUGUUGCAGCUGCUUCGGCCACUAACACUGGGGCCCCCGACGAACUCACCGGAGCACAGAAUGGCGAGGAUAUUACCAGGUUAUAAAACCACGAACCAAGGAGUAGAAAAAGGACUGGUUAUUUAUAGAACAAUUAUAUAUUUUGUUUUCGUAGCUAUCUUGUGCGGUUUCCUUUAAGUCCAAAGUUAUAUAAAUUGCAUGUUAUAUAGCAUGGAUUAUUGCGAAUACCGAUUAAUUAUUUUUACGUGACACAGGGUUUAAUUUAUUUGAAGCUCAAUUAAGAUGAUGUUUUUUAUUAAAAAAUGUUUUGAAUGAAGGAAAAAAAUAGUAUAAAAAAAAAUACAUUUUAUCAAAAUGUUAUUGUGGGCCAUUCUUUUGCCCAGAUGCCCAAGGUGAAAUGCACAAUCUAUUUAUUUCAAACCACACUGGAAGGAAAUCAAUAUAAUAAUAGUUAUUUUUGGUAUAAAAAAGCUGGAACACACCAUUGAUCUUGAACUUGUAUUGUUUUGGACAAUAACAAUGUGUGAAUUACCUCGUGUAUUUCAGAAACAGGAUUUUGAUUUACAAUAUAGUUUUGUGGUGUUGAUGUUGUGUUUAUUAGACCGUUAAUAAGCAGAUUAUUGUGAAAUGCAAUAAACGGAGUGUAGUGUACUUGUGCUAAUAAUAUUGGUCAAUAAAGCAGUGAGUGUCUAGUUUUAUAUACGUUUGGUCGAACUUCAUUUUAGGCAAGAUGAGGUCUGCUAUUGUUUUAUGGCUUUUUUUUAGAGAGAUCACCUUAAAAAGUGUACAGAUGUGUGAAUACUUGAACAUUUCAUGAGGGAAACAAGAAUCACUGUGUUUUUAAAUUGUGAUUGUAAAUCCUGCAGC